Penicillium olsonii is the source of this 999-nucleotide messenger RNA. The record is from the annotation of a GenBank genome assembly. Lineage: Eukaryota; Fungi; Ascomycota; Eurotiomycetes; Eurotiales; Aspergillaceae.
AUGCUUGAUGCUGACGCCGAAGAAAGCUCCGACACCCAUGGCAAGGAAGUCACGGACCAGGAAGCUUCUGGGCCACCUGUCUCCCCGUCUUCUUCCGCGGAGUCUUAUGAUCCCGAAUCGCAGGAUGUCUCCGUCCCCGACAUUCCCGAACCCAAGAAGAAUGGACACCUGCUGCCACGCCCAGACGGGCCCUCCGGCGGAAACAAGGGUCUUGAUGAGACUCGAAUGUGUGGAAUAUGCGGAAGCGCCAGUCACUUCACCCACAACUGUGACAAUGACGAUGCAAAACUCGAUGCGCGUGGAAAUUGCUUCCGCUGUGGCCAACCUGGUCACACUAAGAAUUCCUGUCGUGCUGAGCGUUGCCUUGAGUGCGGGCAAUGUGGGCAUCGGGCCAUGAAUUGCACAGCGGAGAAAACUCUCUCCAAAUUCCAGAAGGCCCGCGUUGAAAGAGAUGAAUACAACCUCCAACAGCGUCAACAAGCCUUCUCGGAACGCCAGCGAGAACGUCAAUUGGGAACUCACGACCGAAAGGUUCCUACUGUUCAAGCCACCACCUCUAACUCUUCCAAGAAGCCUGUCGACGACUCUGCCAAAAGGAAACGCGGCGACUCAGCGUCCGGGGCGCCACAAGCACAGCGCCCUCGGACAGGACCACCUAACACCUCAAACAAUGGCCCCAAGGGCCCACGGGGUCACCCUGGUCUUUCUGGCCAUCCCGGUCUCUCCGGUCUCUCUGGGCCCCCUCGCGGUCCGCCCCGUGGUCCAGGCAACUCGAGAGUCGCGGGUCACCCUGGUCUCUCAGGACCUCCAAUCGUUGCCCCCAAGCCGAGAGGUGGUUCCGGGAAUAAUAACCCCAAUGCCCCAGGAGGCCCGGUGGAUGAUCUUCCAGGAGGUCUGAUCAAACCUUCUCGCGAUGGGCCGGCCUAUCCUAUUGAUAGCAACCCACCGAAGAUCCCCAAACCCAAUGUAAGCGCGGUUAAUCUUUCCCUCCCUUUGUGA